Closterium sp. Yama58-4 is the source of this 525-nucleotide messenger RNA. The record is from the annotation of a GenBank genome assembly. Lineage: Eukaryota; Viridiplantae; Streptophyta; Zygnematophyceae; Desmidiales; Closteriaceae.
AUGGCGAAGGUCCCGAUCAAGGUCUUUAUAAUCUACUACGGCUCCUGGUCCUCGUCGGAAGUGAACAUCGUGGAGAAUUUUAUCUACUCGCUCUCCAACAACAACACCACGCCCAAGGACGCCAAGGCGGUAUCCGCGUGGCAGUGGUGGCAGAUCGCCACGUGGUACACCAUGAAGCGGAACGGCCAGACGGUGCCCGUGUCGUCGCAGGUCCAGUUCCGCAAGCGAGUCUUUGACAAGUACUCGCUAGGGAAAGUGAUAAAAGAUGACUUGAAUGGCGUCUGGCAAAUAAUCGACCAGCAACUACGCACGCAGGCCCUUCCCAUCGACAGCUCAGCACAGUAUCUCGUGCUGACGAGUGCUGACGUGGCGCUGGGCGACCGGGAGAAAGGGUUUUGCGGGCGGUCGGGGUACUGCGGGUUCCACUCGUUCGCCACGGACGGCGUGAGCUACAUCAAAUACGCAUUCGUGGGGAACGGGGAGAAGUGCGGCACGAGAUGCAUGCGCACAGGAGGCAGCAAGUGA